Populus euphratica (Euphrates poplar) is the source of this 3168-nucleotide messenger RNA. Its product is annotated as pumilio homolog 12-like. The coding region runs from base 413 to 2674 and encodes 753 amino acids. Gene Ontology annotation, biological process: post-transcriptional regulation of gene expression. Gene Ontology annotation, molecular function: mRNA binding. NCBI's taxonomy places the organism in Eukaryota, Viridiplantae, Streptophyta, Magnoliopsida, Malpighiales, Salicaceae. The record is from RefSeq and is a predicted model, not a curated record. Gene Ontology annotation, cellular component: cytoplasm. The transcript has 7 exons.
UGUGUGUUAUGGUUAUGGUUCAUGGUAAUGGUAGAAAUAUAUGUUUGUAAUAUCGUUGUAAUGUAAUUCUAUUUUAUGCUUAAAUUUGGCAAUGCCAUAACCGUUCCAUCUCUUUUAUAUCUCUCACACUUGGUUGAAAAAAUCUCCUUCUUCUUCACGCCGCCUCUCCCCCUCACCUUACCAACAAAUACUUACACUCUCUUUGCAUUCUUUCUAAAUAAUUCACUCUAAUUAACAAUAACAAUCGAUCAUCUCUUAUAAAGUUUGUUGCUUUGGCCCCCUCCAAUGCCUUCUUCAUUUACUAUCAUCCUCUGUCACUGAAUUUUGCUGCAUUGAAGUGCUAGUUUGUGUAUCUACAUUGUCUCAUAUACAUUGUUAGGAAGGAGUUUUUGAGCACACUGCCGUUUACAGAAUGGAAGAUCAAAGAACUGAAAUAGAGUUUGAUGAAUUUGAGAAGCUUCUUGGAGAGAUACCACAUGCUACUUCUGCAAAUCAGCAUUCUGCUGAUGCUGGACCUAAGAUUGCACCUCUAAAUGGUAGCUUGGCACCCAUUUCUGAGAAUUCUUGCAAGGGGGCUUUUGCUGUGAAACUUGAAAGCAAUGGGAGUUUGAAUGACAGACAAUUUUUAGCAAAUGAUACUCAACGAUAUCCUAUCAAGAAUCUCCAAUCAGAUGAAGCAAAUUUGCCAGAUGACCAGUCCUUGACAUCUGCAUUUGCAGAAUUGAGUUUUAAUAGUGGGAGUUCUUUGGUGAAUUUUAAAUCCCCACCUAAUCCUGCUGUAUAUAUAAACACCAUGAAUGGUUCACUCUCAAAUAUGGACUCAACAGUGAUGGUUUCCCCUCUGUUCCGCUCACCAAAUAAUUUACCUUUUGGUUUUGACAAGUUUAAUGUUGCGAAAGUUGGUCAAGAACAGUCAAAUUUCUUAAAAUUUGAUGCCCGACAACUGAAGGUGCCAGCUGAUUUUUGUCAGCCUCAGCCAAUUGAAAAUUUCUCCACGGCCUUCUCACCAACUCAUGGCAUGCAAGGUUUUCAAUUGCUUUCCAAUGUGGCUGUCCCAGGCAUGGAUUUUCCUUUAACGUCUGAUCAUCAAUACUUCACUGAUGUUCAGUCUCCACUUCCUUACUUACAUUCACAACAAUUAAACCAGUCUCACAUUAGCUGGAGGAAUAUUGGAGAAGAACAACAUUACAGGAUGCAUCAGCAAUAUCUAUAUAUGCAGCAACUUCAUAAUCAAAGAUUGGAAGCCCAGAAUCCUAUUCAAGCAAAUGGAAAUGUUGCAACCAAGCUGAUGAGUCGGAACGUGAAGCAACCAUAUUUGGAGGUGCCAUUCUCUCACCAAGUUCAACAGUCUAAUCAAGAACCAUUUUGUAGCAACUAUGCUGUCUCAAGGGGUUUGAACCACUCACAGAAUGGUAUACGUGUUUUGGACAAAGUAGGAAAACAGUGUUUUCCUGAAAAGAUUCUGACAAGGUCACAAGGACUGAACACACUGAAAGCUUUGAAGUUUGGCUCAGCUGGAGGCAAUGAAACACUUGCCCAUCUCAACCAUCAUGGCAAAUUUCUAUCAAACAGUCACCUUCUCCAUAGUUUACCUACUCCUGCUGGGUGCUUUCAGUUGGAUCAUUUGACCUCAUGGGAUAUAUCUCCUGAUUUUACUGAACUAAAAAGCUCUAAUUUCAGUUCUCAGUCUUUGAAGUAUAACUCAGUAGAUGAUGUAACUGGUAGAAUAUAUCUCAUGGCAAAGGACCAGCAUGGUUGCCGUUUCUUGCAGAGAAAAUUUUCUGAGGGGAGCCCACAAGAUGUUGAAAAGAUUUUUCUUGAGAUUAUUGAUCACAUUGUUGAGCUAAUGACAGACCCUUUUGGGAACUACCUUGUUCAGAAGUUGCUUGAAGUAUGCGAUGAGGAUCAGAGAAUGCAAAUACUUAGUGCUAUCACUAGAAAAGCUGGGGAGCUUAUUCGGAUUUCAUGUGAUAUGCAUGGGACUCGAGCUGUUCAAAAGGUUAUCGAAACCCUUAAGACCUCAGAGCAGUGUUCCAUGGUUGUCUCUGCAUUGAAGCCUGGUAUAGUGACCUUGAUAAAAAAUAUGAAUGGUAACCAUGUAGCCCAGCGUUGCUUGCAGUGUUUGAUGCCUGAAUACAUUGAUUUCCUUUUUGAAGCUACAACUGCUAAUUGUAUUGAACUUGCAAUGGAUCGCCAUGGCUGUUGCGUGCUUCAAAAAUGCCUAAGCCAUUCCGAGGGAGAGCAAAGGUGUCGUUUAGUCUCUGAGAUCACGUCGAAUGCUCUGAUCCUUUCACAAGAUCCAUUUGGGAACUAUGUUGUGCAAUUUGUCUUUGAGCUUCGACUUCCCUGGGCAACAACUGAUAUUCUUGGUCAGUUGGAAGGUAAUUAUAGGGACUUGUCUGUUCAGAAAUAUAGCAGCAAUGUGGUAGAGAAAUGCCUAAAAUAUGCAGGAGAGGAGCGCCGGACACGUAUUAUCCAGGAGCUGAUAAAUAAUGCUCACCUUGAUCAAGUCAUGCAAGAUCCUUUUGGUAAUUAUGUUAUCCAGGCAGCUUUGCAACAAUCAAAGGGAGCUCUUCAUACUGCUCUGGUGGAGGCUAUACGACCCCAUGUUCCUACACUUCGAACUAGUCCUUAUGGGAAGAAAGUCCUGUCUGGUAAUAGUUUGAAGAAGUAAUCUGCGAGCUUUGCAUUCAAUUGCAGAAGAAGUUCCUGUAGAUUUGGUCGCAAGAUUUUGAUGCCUUGACAUGAGAGAAAAUUGUCAAAGAUGCAUCCACAGCUCAUUUGAACAGAUGAAAGGUGAAUUUUUUUAAGGUUUAUUAAUCAUCAAAACAGAGAAUUUCACAUGACGCAGGAUCCGAACGUCUGUAGAUCAGAUUUUUUUUUCCUCCUUUGCCUGGGAAUAAAAGAAAUGUGAAGGUGUAGAGUUCUUUGAGCUUGUGGGUUACUUGCAAUAUCUGUUUUUUCAUGGACGGGAGCUCAGGAGUCAAGGCUUGACGGGGUGAUUGCAGGUUGGAGGAGCUUUGUAAGCUACGUGAUUUCCAUGCUGACUUUAUCUUUGUGAUGUACAUUUCAUGUCCAUAGAUUUGCCAAGAUUAGGGCUUUGGAUUUGUCAUAUAAAAUAUUUAAGGUCCUAAUAUUGCCAUUCCCGUAAUCAUCUUUCUGACAAUA